ACCCUCCCACCGUCGAAGAAGCGGUUAUUGAACAACGGCAAUGGCACAUCAGAGCAAAUCGGCGCCGGAAUACCACGACUGCGGGGGCCCUUCCAACAACCUCCGGGUCGGAAAUCUCUCGCACUCGACAGCGUCACCUCCUAUUCCUCUCGGAGUUACGCUUUCGUCUUCUUCAACCGCGUCGAAGACGCUAAAACCACAUCGCAAGGUUCUCCUCUUCGCGGAUUCACCAUCAGAAUCGAGUUCGCAAAACCUGAAAAACUGUGUAAGAAUCUAUGGAUUGGUGGUGUGAGUUCCACUGUGGCGAAGGAAGAAUUGGAGGUGGAGUUUCGCAAGUUUGGUGAUGUUGUGGAGUUUAGGUUCUUCAGAGACCGCAACACUGCCUGUGUUGAGUUUCCUGAUUUGGAGGAUGCUACUCGGGGCAUGAAAGUCAUGAACGGGAAGCGUUUAGGCGGGGGUCAGAUUCGCGUCGACUUCCCCCGGUCACAAUCUACAAAGAAAUAUCCAUGCUUCAAAGUAGGGAUGGAAAUACGUCAGGCCGUUCCAGGGGCCUAUGCCCUAGCCUACAUCAGGUGGAUUGUGUUAUUUCCAUUUCAACCUCUGCCAAUGGAUACAUUUGGUCAUAAUCGUCCUAGGGUUCCAAAUCAUUUUCCUGGACAGCUGCCGCUUGCACCAAUGCGCCCUUUUGGUCCUCAAGGUCAUGAUCCUCUUAUCUCUGCUCCUGGGUUUAAUCAGAUCGGUCCAAACUGGAAAAGGCCAUCUCCUCCCGCACCAGGAAUGCAUCAUUCUUCUAUGCCUGGUAUUAGGCCUCCUACAAGAUCCACCUCUGGUGCAUGGGAUCUACUUGGCGUAAACCAACUUCAGAGAGAUUCUAAACGUUCAAGGACAAAUGGUGCUUUUCCUAUUGGUAAUCUUUCAAGGAAUAUCGAUAACCAUGGGUUCGAACUAGAACAGACAUAUCGAAUUGAUCCUGUUAUUGAUGGAGGUGGUUCUGGUCCAAAGAGUCACCUUGGUCCGGUCGGCAAUAGGAUCUCAGCUGCAUUUACUGGUUCUGUGACUUCUGUCCAACUUGAUGUUGAUCAUAUAUGGCGUGGAAUAAUUGCAAAAGGAGGUACAGACAUGUGUCGUGCUAGAUGUGUACCUAUUGGGAAAGGGAUAGCGACUGAGCUUCCUGAUGUCAUCAAUUGUGCAGCUAAGAUAAGACUGGAUUUGCUCACAGAGCACUAUGCUGAUGCAGCCGGUUUUGAUGUUGUUUUCUUUCUCCCUGAUAGCGAAGCUGAUUUUGCUUCAUUUACUGAAUUCAUUAACUACCUCAAAGCAAAAAACUGUGCUGGUGUUGUCAAGUUUGUUGAUAACACCCGUUUAUUUUUAGUCCCACCUUCGGAUUUCUUGACGAAGGUUUUGAGAGUCAUAGGACCUGAACGUUUAUAUGGUGUAGUUCUCAAAUUUCCGCUAAAUCCUAGUACUACACCAAUGCAACAAUCUAUGCAUUUGCCUUCACCCUCAACUCAUUAUAUGCAGCAUAUUCUUCCUACGCAAGCUGAGUAUGGUUCAAUCUCUGCAAAGCAGGAACAGGUUUUACCUGUUGAUUAUAACAGAUUGUUGCAUGAAGAUUCUAAGCUUCCUUCAAAACCAGAUCAUCGUGCUACAAGUGGGCUCUAUUCAGUUCGUCCUGUUCCUCCUAACAAUACUGUUUCUGAAUUGUUAACACCUGAGCUUAUUGCAACUUUAACUUCUUUACCCCCUGCAACAACACAAUCAUCUGCCACUGUUGCUGCAAAGACAUCAGUUGACUCCUCGACUGUGAAGCCACGUUUUCCUCCUUUUGCACCUAAUGAUGGAAACCAAGCUCAUUUAUGGAAACAACAAGAUCAUCAAAUUACAUAUCCAACUAGUCAUCAUCCUCAGCAGUUUGGGAGUUCAUAUAACGUUCAAAGUGCUCAAUAUCAUUUUUAUCCACCAGCUUCUACUCCUUACCACUAUGCUCAAGUGGUCUCUGGCUCAGAUAGUUAUCAUUUCCAAGAUACUGCUGCCAGCCUGCAGCAGCUAGGUACUGUUUCAUAUAAACCCAUGCCUAAUUUCACCAUACCUUCUCAAAGUGGACAGGUAGCUGUAUCUCCUCAAGUGGGUCAGCAGUAUCAUGUUGAUGUCUCCGCCAGCACUCAGGGAACAGAUGUAUCAAUUUUAUAUAGUUCUAAUCGCUUCCAGCAACCUAGUAAUUUUAUUCCCCCAUCUACUCAAGUUCCCAGUGCUAAUGGUUUACAGCAACAAACUGUGACACCCUAUACAGCGGACACAGCAGACAGCGUUAACUCAGAGCCUCCAAAGCAGCAGCAUCAACUGGCUUUCUUUGGAGACCAGUCAACCCUACAGUUUGCUAGAAACCUUCUCCAAAUACAGCAACAGCAACCACAAGGAGGGCAUGGGCCAGGAAAUCAACAAUAAGAAUUGCUUUCUGUAAGUAUCUAUCCUAUGGCUAAUUCAUUUAAAUGGAGAAAUCCUUUAUAUCAUGAUAGACUAAGGUUGAAUGAUUUUAGAGAUGUCAUCAUAUUUUUUUUCCCAAGUCUUAUUAUGCCAUAUGUGUAAACUAUGUUGCUUGUGGCUUGUUGCAUGGCUUCGUAGCAAAUGGCAAAGGUAAACCAUCUUCGAUUGUUAACCUGAAAAUCAUAAUCUCACAUGAUCACUAUGGAAACUUUUAUCAUUGGAACUUAAAAAGAAAAAUUAAGCACUCUUAGGCAAUUUAAAUGACUUUGUGAGAAACUCUUGUGAUCCAGAUUGAGGAUGGGUUCACUUGGAACAGGUUACCUCUAUUUUUUGGGUGGUGGGGUGGUGGUGGACAUUAGGUUUCAAUUCUUGUAGCUUCCAUUCUUCUAAAGAAAAAAAUUAAAUUUCAACCCAGGUUGUCCACGCUCCAACCCCAAAGUGCUAUUACUUGAGGGAGUGUUAGUUAUGAUAUAAACCUUUGAUGUGCUUUCACUUGACCAUUUAUGCUUUUGGGGGUAGGGAUGGAUUUGAAGAGAGAGUGCAAGACUGGAACUGGUAGAUUUUGUUGACAAGUUGUCAUUAGGCUGUUUUUCUUUUGGUAAAUUUUUUGUUGUCAAUUUCUUAUUAGCGUGGGUGUUCUUUGGUAGGUUUGCAUAAUUAAUUAUGCUAGGCUAAGGAGUUUUAGGCUUCAUUAAAUCAAACAUGACAUGGGGUAGUACAACUUAUGGGGUUUUUAUCCCCUGUACAGGAAAUCUGCCAUGACAGCUGCAGAUUAGGAUCCUUGCAUUAUGGAUCAGAUGGAGUCUAGUAAACACUUCAUUUAUAGUAGACACACUUUUGUUUAUUUUUCCUUCUAGCGUCUAUUUUUUUAUUUUUACAGUGUACUUAUUUCUGAUUGAUUUGAAUUAUUCUGCUUUAGAUUUCCAUCAUACUGCUUCGUGUCCUCUAUCGUCAUUAUAGGUCAUAAAAUUUCUUUCUACUUUUGUUCAAUUUGCCAUUGCUUAGCUUCUCAUUUGAUUGAAUAUUGUGAGCUUUGCUCUACUGCAAUUGCAUGGUAAUAACCUUAGUUUCAAGUUUUUGUAUGCCAAUAUUUUUUAGUGGUAGGAUUGGAGGACUUUUCCCCCUAGAAGACAGCUUUUAUGGUUGGGAAUUGAAUCAUUAUAACUUUUUCAUUGCAAGCUGUAAUUUUCACUAUGUAAGGAUCUUUAAUGUCCUUUCAAAGAUUAUGUGAAGAUACUUAUCAAAUUUGUAAAUUUAGAGUUACCACUGUUU
Molecule: messenger RNA, 3756 nt
Organism: Lotus japonicus
Lineage: Eukaryota; Viridiplantae; Streptophyta; Magnoliopsida; Fabales; Fabaceae
Product: flowering time control protein FPA-like
Exons: 5
Molecular function (GO): RNA binding
Source: RefSeq, a predicted model, not a curated record